AUGCCCUCGCCAUCAGCCGAAAUCUCCAGACAGGGCGGCGUCUCCUCCACUGCCGCCGCCGCAGACCACGCCCGUCGCACACCGUCGCCUAAAAUAUCCGCCGAAGCCCGCCGAAGCCAAGAAAAUGAGCAGUCCCCGCUUCUCUCGCCCGCCGGGUCGGCCGAGGACGACGGCCUCGCUGCCAACGGCAGACACGCUCGGGAUCCUGAGUUUGACGAGUUUCAGGCCACAAAGAGUGUCUGGUACCUCAUCCUGCUGACCAUCAGCAUCGGCGGCCUCCAGAUCGCAUGGUCUGUCGAGCUUUCCAACGGCUCCCCGUAUCUGCUCUCGCUUGGUCUGAGCAAGUCCCUGAUGGCUCUGGUGUGGAUCGCGGGGCCCUUGUCCGGCACCCUGGUGCAGCCCUACGUCGGUAUGCUGAGCGACAACUGCCGUGUGCACUGGGGCAAGCGGAAGCCCUUUAUGCUGGGAGGCGCCGCCGCCACCAUUUGCUCCCUGCUGUUCCUGGCCUGGACCAAGGAGAUCGUCGGCAGCUUUCUCGGCCUGUUCGGCGCUGACCCCAACUCCGAGGGAGUCAAACUUGCUGUUAUCGUCGUUGCCGUCCUCUGGGUCUACAUAUUAGACUUCGCCAUCAACACCGUACAGGCUGCGAUCCGCGCCUUCAUCCUGGACUGUGCACCCGCCCACCAGCAGGAGUCUGCCAAUGCCAUGGCCAGCCGAAUCGUUGGUGUCGGUAACAUCAUAGGCUACAUUGCCGGCUUCGUCAACCUGCCGCAGAUGACCUCGUGGCUCGGGCGUACGCAGUUCCAGGAUCUAUGUGCUAUAGCAUCUAUAGCACUGGCCGCCACCAUCGCCAUUAGCUGUGUUUGCAUCCGCGAGCGUGACCCUCGCCUGGAGGGGCCCCCGCCUCGCGACCAGCCUGGGGUCCUCUCAUUCUUUGCCAAGAUCUUCACGUCCAUCAAGCGCCUCCCACCGCAGACCAAGAAGGUUUGCCAAGUGCAGUUCUGCGCUUGGAUCGGCUUCUUUCCUAUGCUAUUCUACACGUCAUCCUACAUUGGCGAGAUAUACGUGGAGCCAUUCCUGCAGGAGAACCCCAAUAUGACCCCUCAGGAACUCGACGAGCUCUAUGAACGGGCCACUCGUGUGGGCACCUUUGCUCUACUCAUCUACUCCAUCACCAGCCUCAUCACCAACCUUUUCCUACCCUUCUUCAUCGCGCCGACCUACGAUGGCCAGCCGCUCCCCUUGACGGACGCACCCGGGGAGGGGCCCGCAGUCGUGGCGGCUAAGGACUACGAAGGGGAGGGCAAGACGUGGCUGGAUAGGCUUGUGAUCCCCGGCUUUACCCUUCGCCGUGCCUGGAUGUUCUCGCAUAUCCUGUUUGCCGGCAGCAUGUUCUGCACCGUCUUCGUUCGAACAGUCGAAGCCGCCACGGUCCUGAUCGGGCUUGUGGGAAUCACUUGGGCCCUGACGCUGUGGGCGCCGUGGGCCAUCAUCAGUGCUGAAAUAUCCCGGCGCGAUGCCCUGCUUAGGGUGCAGCGGUUGCGAGCCUCGGAUGUCGACCGGAGCGAUAGCGACAGAAGUCCGUCGCUUGACGGCUACGAGGACAAUGAUAACGGUGGCGCUGUCGAGCAGCCGGCAGAUCAGGCGGGCGUCAUCCUGGGAAUCCACAACAUGGCGAUUGCGGCCCCGCAAAUCAUUGCCACGGUGAUUUCGAGCAUCAUCUUCAAGAUCUUCCAGAAGCCACGAGGCGUGCCUGGCGAUCAUAGUAUCGCUGUGGUGCUGGCCCUCGGAGGCAUCGCGGUACUUGUCGCAGCCUGGUUCGUCCACUGCAUCGAGAAUGAGCCCACGGUCCCAGUCGACACUCUCUCGGAGAUGGAGCAGGGGGAUGGCGCCUCACUGGGUGGCCUGCCGAGGCCCCUAUCAUCACACAGCCGCCGCCAAAGUGUCGAGUCUCUUCCCCGAGUUUCUCUUGAGCGUGCGACGUUGGUGAGGCACAGCAGCUUCGGCGGUGCCGAAUACUGA
Messenger RNA from Gaeumannomyces tritici R3-111a-1, 2022 nucleotides. RefSeq names its product general alpha-glucoside permease. Gene Ontology annotation, molecular function: sucrose:proton symporter activity. The transcript is spliced from 3 exons. The record is from RefSeq and is a predicted model, not a curated record. Lineage: Eukaryota; Fungi; Ascomycota; Sordariomycetes; Magnaporthales; Magnaporthaceae. Gene Ontology annotation, cellular component: membrane. Bases 1 to 2022 code for a protein of 673 amino acids.